This is a messenger RNA of Vollenhovia emeryi, 2325 nucleotides long. Its product is annotated as sialomucin core protein 24-like. Gene Ontology annotation, cellular component: cytoplasmic vesicle. The record is from RefSeq and is a predicted model, not a curated record. NCBI's taxonomy places the organism in Eukaryota, Metazoa, Arthropoda, Insecta, Hymenoptera, Formicidae. The transcript is spliced from 3 exons. The coding region runs from base 16 to 897 and encodes 293 amino acids.
AGAUAUAUUACGUCUAUGGCCUCAGCCGAGCGCGCGCAGUCUAUGGUCUAUACAUUAUACGUCUAUGCUCUAGGGACAAUCGGGCCGCGUCGAUCUGGCAACCGCGCCAUUACCGCCGCCAUCUUCACACUACACGCGGCGGUCGUCGUCACUGGUCGCUGCAGGUCGCUGCGGGUCGCUGCGGGUUUACUCGAAAGCCGUUCGUUCAGUCACUUCAGCGGUAGUGCGUGUCGCGCGUUGUCGUUUCUCCGCCGUUCUUCGCGCGCAACGUUUCGAGAGGCACGAGAGCGAGUCCCGGGAUCUCCGAGCAGCGAGAAGAUGAAGCCGGCUUACAUGAUCUGCGCGCUACUUAGCCUGACCAUCGGCACGUUGGCGAUGGCAGGGAUGACACCUCAUACACAACAGGAGGCGCGUGAAAACACUCCGCAUGCUGCUCUCGCGAAGAAUGCAAAACUCCCUGAGCCGGUAACUCUAGCGCCAACGCCAAACGUUACGUCUGAAACCACCACUUCACAUUCGACGAUUACACCCACUGCUAACCCUACCGUUGCCCCUGAACCUAUUAAACCUAACGUUACUACUACACCCAACGUUACGACACCUAUACCUUCUCCCACGACUGUUACUACACCUACUGUAGCACCUACUACAAAAUCCACUGCAAAACCUGUACCAACUACAGCAGAACCAAACCCAACCAGCCCCUCGACACAUUCUAGUACGCCUGAGAUGAAGACAACAGCUCGCCCGACAACUUUACCAUCCUCUAAGGACCGCCAGUUUGAUGGUCUGAGCUUCUUUGGUGGCAUAAUCUUGACUACGUGUCUGAUGGCGAUCGCCGUGUUCUCGUGGAAAUUCUGGAGGCAGUGCAAGGAAGGCAACUACCGUACACUGUGAUAACGUGCAAGGCUAUAAUCUCUGUCAAGUAUAUGCAGCUAAUCGAACUAAAAACUAUGAAUAAUUAUUUUAUUGUAAUAUUGCGUAUUUUUAUAACGCAGUUAAGUGUUGCGUGGUUUAAGUGCUCUUAGUAAUGUGAUGUGCAACCACGAGUUCCGUUUUUUCUCGUUAUACGUAUAUCUAAUAGGGGAGGAGGAGAGGGAGUCGAGUACUCGUAUGUAUCAGAAACGACAACAUUGUAUUCAUACUCUCGUUUUACUAGUAGACAAGAGAGAAAGAGAUUGUGACGUGUUGCGUGUUGGCAAGUAGGAAGGUAGAGCGGUAGACGAGAUAAGGAGGAGGGGAGAAAGGUGGGCGCAUUGACGAGAGCUAAUGACCAAUCAAACGUACAUUCCACUAGAGAGAAAAAGAGGGAGAUCAUGGUUCUUUAAACGCGCAUUAUCCCACUUCUUAUUAGCUUUCGCUCAAACUCUGUGCAAGCUGUAUCUUUAAUCUAUGGUAUGGUAUAUGCAUUCCGUAAAGUUACGUAAGAUCUGACUUUUCUAGACGAGAGAGAGAGGAGAGAAAGUAGCGGGGGCUCGACGCGAGUAUCUUAGCCACGAAAUCUCGAAAACAUUUUAAUCUCAGAUCAACGUGUCUCGCAGUACAUGACGCGUCCGAGACCUGCUGCACAGCAUACAGAGUUGAGGCUGGACUGUUAUUGAAAAUGAACUAGUUAGUAUAAUUACGGUAUGCGCGAGCUAUUAACUCUCUUCUUUGUACGCCCUUAUCACCAGUUCGUUUGCACAAUAUUUUUCCGCUAAGAUCUGAGUAACGCGUGGAUAAUGGUAUUGGCAAGGUAAACGCUUCAAAUCAGAUUUUGCACUUUUUUUUUUUUACGUGUUGUUUACUCAGCCUUACCUGAAUUUGCAUUGAAUACCUGGAUAUUUUAUUUUUUAUAGUUGGAUCUCGUUCUUAAGCGCGAUAUCACAGGAUAUCGUCGAUUAUUUACACGUUGCGAUUGUAACCACCAGUGGUGUGAAAUUCUUUGAACCUCUGAAAAUGCUUAUUCGUCAGACAGGUUGCCUAAGUGUCGCAUAGUUCCUUCCUCACGCGUUCGCCUAAGACUAAUCAAAUCGGAAAACGUAAACUCGAGAAAUGUUUUUCACCUUUUUUUUUUAGCGCAUCGUAUUACGUGAAUCCUCAAUCUAACUAAUUUACCGUCUUUCGUAGUAAGUAUUGUUAGAUAAUAUAUUGAAUAGCACACGUAAUUAAUGCAACGGUAUUGUAUUAAGUAAUCUUAAGUAGUAUUCUAAGAAACGUGUCACGUUCAUUAUAAAAAGGACAAAGAAAAUUAUAUAUAUAUUACGUUACAUUUAUGUGCACAUAAUCUCUUUCGGUUUGCCUUAGGUUACGUUAUGGUACAACAGUGAGAAUCCAAAGACACAA